AACACCGCUUUUCAUGACAAGUUUCGGUGAGUAGCAUUCGUAGCUCAGGUGUCGGUAAAAUGGAGUCGGAUAUAAACUGGUCGCGGAAAUUGCUGGAGCAGCAGGAAGCUGCCGCGGUGCCGAUGAAGUUCCGGAAGGGUAUGAUGACCGGAAACGGGACUCAGAGCAAUGGAUUUACGUGGGCUAUGUGCGCGCUGUGUCUCGUGAGUAUCGCCAUUUCCGGCGUUUUGGCCUACCGCGAGUUCCGGCUUGAAGCGAGGAUCGCCAGUUUGGAGGCGCGCUGCGUUCAGAUUCUGACCCCAGUUGCAUCUCAUCGGGAACAACCGGAGCCACCCGUCUUCAGGGUGAAACGAGACGUCGCUGAGAACUGCAAUUGUCCGGCAGGUCCACCGGGUCCUCCGGGACCCCCGGGAAAGCGAGGGAAAAAGGGAAAGAAAGGUGACUCAGGGGAUGCAGGUGCGCCGGGAGUGACCGGACCGCCGGGCAAGAAUGGUUUUCCGGGGAGCAAAGGCGACAAAGGAAACCAUGGCGAUAUGGGUCCCAUCGGACUGGACGGGCCGAAAGGAGAUCCGGGCAGACCUGGUGACAAGGGGCAGAAAGGAGACCUGGGCAAUCCUGGUUUCGACGUCUUCUCGGCUGUAAAGGGAUUGGGGUUAAAGAGAUCGGUGACGACGCUGCGCGGAGGAACUCUUGGCUAUGCAGAAAUCGUCGCCCUGAAGGGACUUCAAGAUCGAGGGAUUAAUAUCUCGGCGGAGACCGUCAUUCACCUCAAAGGUGAACCGGGAGAACCAGGACCACCAGGACCUCCGGGUCCUCCAGGAUCCGAAGGAGUUCCGGGACACGAUGGACGGCAAGGAAUACCGGGCGAGGUUGGUCCUCCGGGUGAAAGGGGUGCGCCAGGACCCAUAGGUCCCAUCGGACCCACAGGACCACCAGGCCUUUCAGGACCAAAGGGUGACAGAGGCGACAAGGGCGAUCGGGGAUUAACGACGAAGCUAAACGGCGACGAGUUCCCAACGGGCAUCAUCGAGGGUCCACCUGGACCUCCUGGACCUCCCGGGGCCCAAGGCGAGAAGGGAGAAUUGGGCCCGACCGGGCCCCCCGGUCUACCCGGCGAGAAAGGCCCCCGUGGGAAACGCGGCAAGCGGGGUUUCAAGGGCGGUAAACCGGAGGUGAUUGAACGGGGUUUGCCCGGCGAACCGGGACUUCCGGGACCGAAGGGCGAGAAGGGAGAACGCGGAUACCGCGGCGAGAAGGGUGUCAAGGGCGAGACUGCCGCGCCAGGCUCCAAAGGCGAUCUUGGACCUCAAGGUCCUCCGGGAGCUGACGGACUUAACGGCGAGGCUGGAAUCCAAGGACCUCCAGGAAUGCCGGGACUCUCUGGGCCGAAGGGUGAAAAGGGUGAAUACGGUGACAUCGGGCCACCGGGUCUUAUGGGUCCCCCUGGAUUGCCUGGCCCACCGGGCUACCCAGGUCAGAAGGGUGAGAAGGGAGAGAAGGGAGAAUCGAAGUACAAAAAAUUGAGAAGAAGACAGGGUGACGGUACCUUCGAAGUUAAUGCUGGCGAAGUGAUAAUGGGCCCACCUGGGCCUCCUGGGCCAGCUGGAGUUCCCGGACUUCAGGGUCCACCUGGAAUAAAAGGAGACCGAGGCCACGACGGCGCAAAGGGUGACCCCGGCGAAAAAGGAACGAAGGGUGAUCCUGGUCCAAUGGGACUACCUGGUCCCAUGGGAUUGAGAGGAGAGUCUGGAAGACCAGGAGACACCGGUAAACCUGGAAACAUGGGGCCGGCAGGAUUAGACGGCAUGAAGGGUGCACAAGGCGAGCCUGGCACGAAGGGAGAACGUGGAGACCCAGGACUGCCUGGAACAGAUGGGAUUCCAGGUACUGAGGGACCAAAAGGUGAAAAAGGCACCACCGGCCAGGCUGGUCCACCAGGUAAGCGAGGAAGGAAAGGCGACAAAGGUGACAAAGGAGAUCAGGGUGUUCCUGGACUCGAUGCUCCGUGUCCUUUGGGAGCCGAUGGACUUCCGCUUCCUGGAUGCGGCUGGAGACCAUCCAAGGAAAUGAUGAGCACGCCAGGACCCGCGCCUGACGGUCCUGAACCAGCGGAAACGGAUUACGAGGAACCGGAAGAAGAGUACGACGAUUACCCAGACCAAAACGGGAAUAUGGCAGAGAAAUAAAUGCUCAUCACGUGACUCACAUUCCUCCCAAACUAACGUGACCUGAGAUGGAGAUCCCGAAGGCUUCACGCGAUCCUGGAUUCUUCUUCGAGGAUAUGAGCCAGGCGAGGAAGAGACCGCCAGGAUUUGAUCAUUGCUACGAAUAAGAACAAAUUUUUUUUUUCCUCUUCAAUAAACACGCAUCAUAAUUCAACAAUGAUGAAUACGUAUCCUAUAAUAAUUAUUAUUCCAUUUCUUUAACUUCUCCUAUUAAAUUUCUUUUCUUUUUUUUUCACAACGUAAAUAUAUACAUAUUAAAAGAAUAAUCAAGUCAAUAUUUAAUUAUUAAGAACAUCCUAUUCAUAAGUCUUGUAAAUAAAUGUACUUACAGUGUCUAAUAGCAGCGCCAACUAUGCGUGUACAUAAUGAUAAUAAUAGUUAUUGUAACAUAACAAUCGUAAUGACGAUGAGAAUAGCAACAUUGAAUUAUGAUGGUAAUUAUAAUAGCAAUAUCUAAAGUUAUUCAUUCAAGUUUCGCUAAAUUUGAAUGAAUAUUAAAUCGAAGAGGCUUUAACCAGCUUAUGGCCACAUUUAAAAACUCCUAUGCAUAGGUGAUGCUGAUUUGACAAUGAAAAUAAUUUAUUACAAUAAUUAUUAAUUUUUUGCAACUGAUCAUUGUACUCAUGUACAGUUUAUCAAGGAACAUUGUU
Molecule: messenger RNA, 2875 nt
Organism: Diprion similis
Lineage: Eukaryota; Metazoa; Arthropoda; Insecta; Hymenoptera; Diprionidae
Product: collagen alpha chain CG42342
Exons: 27
Coding region: 60-2186 (708 amino acids)
Source: RefSeq, a predicted model, not a curated record